AUUUGUAAUUUAUAUUUUUUUAAAAAUAAACAAAAACUAAUUUAUAAAAAUUUUGUCGAAGGUCACCGAAGUAUUUUUUAAGGACUAUUUGUGUAAUUGAUCGAAAAUAAAUCCCGACACGUGGCCAAAGACACGUAACCCCUAUAUCCACUAAUUCCUCUCCAUGCUGGCUCUGCAAAAAAACUGGGGACUUUGAGAAUCACAAAACAGUAGAGAGAAUUCAACAAUGGCUUCAUCUCUAUCUAUAUACAUAUCUCCACAAGCCCUAGCUCGCAAUACUCCAAACCCUCGCAACCCCCUCCCCAGAAAGCUCUCCAAAUCAAACCCUAACCACCACCAUCGCAUUACUCGCACCACCUCCCGUGACUUCCACCCUCCGCCGCCGCCGCCUCUCUCCUCCGUCUUUGGCGGCGAUGCCGCCACCACCUACACCCGCCUCCCUCCCAAAGACGACUUCUUUCUCUCCUCUCUCCACUCCUCAACCGAGGUCAAGCUAUCCGAAUUGAAUAUUUCAACUCGAAAGAUUGAAAACGACGAAUCGAGUCAAGAAGAGUUGUUUGAUGAAAAUCUAGGGCUUUCUUACGGAAAGUUCGAAUUGUUCGAGGUGAAUUCUGAUUCUGAAUUCGAAGACGAUGAUAAUGAGGAGGAGGAGGAGGAGGACUAUGGUGGUGAAAUGUUAGGGUUUGAGGGUGGAGAAGCUGGGGAUGUGGUUGGUGGGGAUGGAAUUGAAGGAGAGGAAGUGAAGGAGAAAGAGAAAGGAGUGCCGGCGGUGAUGAGAUGCUUUGACAGAGCGAAGAUUUUUGUUAAGGCCGGUGAUGGCGGGAAUGGGGUGGUGGCGUUCCGGCGAGAAAAGUACGUGCCGUUUGGGGGACCAUCCGGUGGCGACGGAGGGAGGGGUGGGAAUGUGUAUGUGGAAGUUGAUGGGUCGAUGAAUUCGUUAUUGCCGUUUCGACAGAACAUUCAUUUCAGGGCAGGGAGGGGUAGCCAUGGGCAGGGGAAGAAGCAGAAUGGGGCGAAGGGAGAGGAUGUUGUGGUGAAGGUGGCACCGGGGACGGUUAUUAGGGAGGCUGCCAUGGAUGGAGAGCAAGGGGAGGUGCUUUUGGAGUUGUUGUAUCCGGGGCAGAGGGCAUUGUUGUUGCCAGGUGGAAGAGGAGGGAGAGGCAAUGCUUCUUUUAAGUCGGGGACGAACAAGGUGCCAAAGAUUGCAGAGAUUGGAGAGGAGGGCCCAGAAUUGUGGUUGGAGUUAGACCUAAAGUUGGUAGCUGAUAUUGGAAUAAUAGGUGCUCCAAAUGCAGGGAAAAGCACACUUCUUAGUGUUAUUAGUGCUGCUCAGCCAGCUAUUGCAAACUAUCCCUUUACAACUUUACUUCCAAAUCUCGGUGUUGUUUCAUUUGACUAUGAUUCUACAAUGGUCGUAGCUGAUCUCCCAGGUUUACUUGAAGGAGCACACCGAGGUUUUGGUUUAGGCCAUGAGUUUCUCCGGCACACAGAAAGAUGUUCUGCUUUGGUACAUGUUGUUGAUGGUUCAUCACAGCAACCUGAAUAUGAAUUUGAUGCAGUUCGUCUUGAGCUAGAACUGUUCAAUCCUGAACUUGCUGAAAAGCCGUAUUUAGUUGCCUACAACAAAAUGGAUCUUCUGGAGGCAUCUGAAAGGUGGGUAUCAUUCAAGGAAAACUUGCAAGCUCGUGGCAU
Molecule: messenger RNA, 1692 nt
Organism: Camellia sinensis
Lineage: Eukaryota; Viridiplantae; Streptophyta; Magnoliopsida; Ericales; Theaceae
Source: RefSeq, a predicted model, not a curated record